AUGCCUACCCCUCCACAGCCAAUUCUCGGCCUGGAGCGUGUCUCCAGUCUCUCUCGAUCGUUAGGACAGUCGGCGCCCAUUGCCCAAGCUUCUCUGGCGCGUGAUAUCGAAGAAGACACAGAUGAGGAGGCGGCCGUGUCCGAGUCUGACUCCGACUAUGAGGAUGACAACUUACAACCCUCGACCUCUGCCCCAACCGCUACCCACUCUUUCGUCGGCUCUUAUCGUCGUCCAAGCUUUUCGGGAGCUGGUAAUAGAGCAUCCCUCCUUCCACGCCCAUCAUGGAGAGAUUCAGACAGACUUUCGAGGGCAGAGUGGCAACGAGCCAUGGAGGAAGAGCGCAGUCUGCUUCGCGACAACGAUAUAAUACCUCCAAAGCAUCCGUGGACGGGUGAGGAAAGGAGAAAGAGCAUUCUUGGGAUCCCUGGAGGCAAUUUGAAAGUCCCACCGGACGAAGAAGCAGGCCGGUUGAACGGCGCCGGUGCAGUCACAGAGACUAGUGCACUACUCCCUGACCCUACGAAACCGUAUGGUGGUCUCGACGAUCCAGAGAAUAUCAGCAAGCAGUGGGAGGAGGCCGUUAGCGCCGGCAAGAUCCAAACGACGUGGCAACGCGAGUCCAAGGUCAUCGGCCGUUACGCGGCACCACUCAUGAUCACCUUUGUUCUCCAGUAUUCACUGACUGUCGCUUCUGUCUUCACUGUCGGUCACAUUGGCGUGGCUGAGCUCGGAGCAGUGUCCCUCGCCUCAAUGUCUGCAAAUAUCACCGGCUACGCGAUAUACCAGGGAUUGGCCACUUCGCUCGAUACCCUCUGUGCCCAAGCCUAUGGAUCUGGGCGAAAGAAGCUGGUGGGCUUGCAAAUGCAACGCAUGAUCUAUUUUCUUUGGGCUAUAACCAUUCCGAUCGCGAUAGUUUGGCUAUUGGCCGACAAGAUUCUGGAGGCCCUGGUCCCGGAAACAAGAGUAGCACAUCUGGCUGGUCUGUAUCUAAAGGUUGUCCUGCUGGGGGCACCGGGAUAUGCAGCCUUCGAGGCUGGGAAGCGCUUCUGCCAAGCACAGGGCCUAUUUUCUGCUUCCCUUUGGGUACUGCUUAUUUGUGCACCGCUCAACGCUUUCAUGAACUGGCUUUUUGUGUGGCAUUUCCAGUGGGGCUUCGUUGGGGCGCCAAUCGCGGUCGCCAUUACCGACAAUCUGCUGCCAAUAGGCCUCUUCCUUUACGUUCGCUUUGGAAGCAAACACGGCAUGUCAUGUUGGAAUGGAUUCACAAGAAAAGCGCUGCACAACUGGGGUCCGAUGAUCAAGCUGGCUAUCCCCGGCUUAAUAAUGAUCGAGGCCGAGUGUCUAGCAUUCGAGAUCCUGACAUUUGCUUCCAGCUACUUUGGAGAGGAGAUUCUCGCUGCGCAGUCGGUUCUGGCUACCCUGACUUCGCUGACGUUUCAGAUUCCGUUCCCGCUGUCGAUCGCGGGCUCGACACGAGUGGCGAAUCUCAUUGGCGCCACGCUUGCUGACGCGGCCAAGGUGAGUAUGAGAGUGACAGUGGUUGCAGCCACCUUGGUUGGCAUUAUGAAUGUUACGCUUUUGUCGGCCUUGAAGGAUUACAUUCCGCGUUUGUUUACCAGCGAUCCCGAAGUCAUCAGGGUCGUAUCAGAGAUCCUACCGCUUUGCGCAGCUUUCCAGUUGUUCGACGCCUUGGCAGCCUGCUGUAACGGCAUGCUACGUGGACUCGGUCGACAAGAAUUCGGAGGCUACGUGCAGUUGUUUUGCUACUAUGUGUUUGCCCUGCCAAUCUCUUUCGGCACAGCGUUCGGCGCAGGAUGGGGCCUCUGGGGCCUGUGGACGGGCGUCGCCAUGGCGCUCGGACUUGUUGCUCUCAUUGAAUUCAUCUAUCUAGGUCGGACGGACUGGGAGCGGAGCGUCGAGGAAGCGAGGGCCAGAAAUAUGGCUGACUGA
This is a messenger RNA of Cyphellophora europaea CBS 101466, 1950 nucleotides long. RefSeq lists its product as uncharacterized. Gene Ontology annotation, molecular function: xenobiotic transmembrane transporter activity; antiporter activity. Gene Ontology annotation, biological process: xenobiotic detoxification by transmembrane export across the plasma membrane. The record is from RefSeq and is a predicted model, not a curated record. Gene Ontology annotation, cellular component: membrane. The transcript has a single exon. NCBI's taxonomy places the organism in Eukaryota, Fungi, Ascomycota, Eurotiomycetes, Chaetothyriales, Cyphellophoraceae. The coding region runs from base 1 to 1950 and encodes 649 amino acids.